Molecule: messenger RNA, 2273 nt
Organism: Photinus pyralis (common eastern firefly)
Lineage: Eukaryota; Metazoa; Arthropoda; Insecta; Coleoptera; Lampyridae
Product: aromatic-L-amino-acid decarboxylase-like
Exons: 3
Coding region: 689-2176 (495 amino acids)
Biological process (GO): amino acid metabolic process; catecholamine metabolic process
Molecular function (GO): aromatic-L-amino-acid decarboxylase activity; pyridoxal phosphate binding
Source: RefSeq, a predicted model, not a curated record
AUCGAGGGUUUGUCGCUGAAGAUACGCUUUUUUUAAGGUCUCCAAGUUAUCAGUUAAAGGGAGUUUUUCCACCGAUACUAUAAUGGAUGUGACGUGGCUUAGAAAACUUAAAAUUGUUCCUUUUCAAGGUUUUGUUCGCACCUGCAUUUAAUUGAGCUAGUUGGACAGGUGUUUAUGUGGGUGGUUUAGUGACUGUAUGCCAUUGCACACAGCAAUAGCAUGUUUUUUCGUCAUUUGGCAACUCAACAUUGUUGUGCUCCAGGAAGAAAUAAAAUUAGGGAACACGCCACAUAAAAGAUGAGAAAAUGCUUCAAGAGGUAAAUUCAAAUUGUGUAGGCCGUGUAUUUUGAAUGAAGAAAAGGCGAUUGCUUUGGAGAGACUAAAUAAAAACUAAAGAAAAGGUUAUCGACAAAUGCCUUAAAUUGCAUUUUGAGCAAUUUUUGAUAACAAAAUUCAUUUGAUUAUUGACAUAGGCGCAGAAACACAUUCUAUAUUUACCACAAAUCGAGCAGACCCUACAUUAUCUUAUCGGGUUCGCAAAAAAAUGCUUAUUACAAACGUCAAUUGAUAAAUAAUUAAUUAUACUUACAAGACACAACGAAAUGAUCUUUACAGUUCAAACUAUAGUAGAUCUUACAUAACCUGAUUUCGUUGAAAACCGUGCACCAGUGAAGGUUAAAUCAACAAAAUGAAUUCAAGGGAAUUUCGUGAAUUUGGUAAAGCUAUGGUAGAUUACAUUGCAGAUUACAUCGACAAUGUUCGAGACAGGUAUGUAAACGCAUUGGCCUACCAAAACCUAUCAAUAGCUUCUAGGGACGUAAUUCCGUCAGUACAACCUGGAUACCUACAGACCGAAAUGCCUCAAGAAGCUCCGAAUGAAGGAGAACGCUGGGAAGACGUGCUAAAAGACGUUGAAAAACUAAUAAUGCCAGGUAUCACACAUUGGCACUCGCCCAAGUUUCACGCCUAUUACCCGACGAGUAACUCUUUCCCGGCCGUUGUCGGUGAGAUGUUAAGCGCCGGAAUCGGAUGCAUUGGAUUUAAUUGGAUUACAAGUCCAGCGUGUACCGAACUGGAAGUCGUUACCAUGAAUUGGCUGGGGAAAUUGCUGGGGUUGCCGGAGGACUUCUUGAAUUCUGCCGAAGGUCCCGGAGGCGGAGUAAUACAAGGAUCUGCAAGUGAAGCUACAUUGGUGGGACUGCUUGCCGCGAAAGAAAAGGUGGUUCGGCUACUGGCGAAGAAAGAGCCUUCCCUGUCAGAGGGAGAGAUUAAAACCAAACUGGUGGCGUACACCUCCGACCAAGCGAACUCGUCAGUAGAAAAAGCUGGAAUAUUGGCUUCGGUGCCCAUGAUUCAUUUACCAACUGGCCCCGAUGGAAGUCUAAGUGGUGAUGUAUUGCGUCGAGCGAUCGCAAAGGACAGGGCGUCGGGUUUAAUCCCAUGCUACGUGGUAGCCAGCUUGGGCACAACGGGAACGUGUGCAUUUGAUAAUUUGGAGGAAUUGGCAGUUGUAUGUAAAGAUGAAGACAUCUGGCUACAUGUCGACGCAGCUUAUGCUGGCGCUGCAUUUGUUUGUCCAGAAUACCGCCACCUUAUGAAAGGCAUCGAACUGUGCGAUUCCUUCAAUUUCAACCCACACAAAUGGAUGCUAGUGAACUUCGACUGUUCGGCACUCUGGGUUAAAAAUUCCCGAAACUUAAUAGAAGCAUUUAACGUCGAUCGAAUAUAUCUGCAACACCAAUACGAGGGAAUCGCUCCAGAUUAUCGCCAUUGGCAGAUACCGUUGGGCAGGCGCUUCAGAUCAUUGAAACUGUGGUUCGUUUUACGAAUUUACGGAGCCGAAGGUAUUCGUCGACACAUUCGACAUCAGAUAAGCCUCGCUAAACAUUUCGAGCAGUUGGUCAACGCCGACGCUAGAUUCGAAGUGAAGAGCUCAGUCAUGGGGUUGGUGUGCUUCCGACUGAAAGGCGCGAAUGAGCUAACUCAGAAAUUAAUAGACAAAAUUAGUGCCGCUAGGAAAAUUUACGUCAUUCCCUGUUAUAUACAGGAAUAUUUCGUUAUACGUUUCGCGAUAUGCGCGAGAACUACGACAAUUGAAGAUAUUCACUACUCGUGGGCAGAAAUUGUUUCCCAUGUGAAAGCGACCGUGCCAGCAGAGUUCACUAAUGGAAUUUAAUCUUAAAGAAUCAUAUAUGUAAUUGCCUGUAUUUAUUUUAAAUUUUUACAUUGUAUUUGGAGACGUAUGUACAGCCAAUAGAAACAUUUUUUAUUAA